CAGCUAUGUGUAAACACGACCCGUCUAACAUGUACAAGGUGUUUGCACUGAUGAUAGCUUUGGCUGACUGGAAUGUAUAUUUAGUGUAAACAUUUUUCCGUUGAUAUAUCGUCAUAUGGUUGAUUCGCCGAAGAGAGAGAAAAAAGGACUAAUUAGAGAUGAAUAAAAAACAUUCCAAUUGCUACAAGUUUUUGUCUCGGAAUGGCCUUAUUGUCAGUGUGUUGGUCGGUGUGGCGGUGGGAUUUGCUUUUGGGUUUGGUCUGAGAGAUUUGGAACCUUCCGCCGAUGCAAUCACGUGGAUAGGAAUUCCGGGAGAAAUAUACAUGCGAUUGCUGAAAAUGACCAUUCUUCCAUUAGUUGUUUCAACUAUCAUCACGGGAACAGCCUCCAUGGAUCCGAGGUCCAACGGUCGGAUAAGCGCUCUAUCCUUUGGUUAUAUCGUAAUCACGAACACAAUAGGUGCUGUCAUCGCCAUAGUAGUCUUCUUGAUUAUUCAGCCAGGUAAAGAUGUGACGAUUUCCGGGUCAGAGUAUGGCGGAACUGUACAGACAGACAUUGAGACCAGCGAUAUGUUUGCUGACAUGGUCAGAAAUUUGUUUCCAGAUAAUUUAGUUACAGCUUGUUUCCAGAAGACUCAGACAAAAUACUCUAGAGAUAUCCGCAUCGUCAUGGUGAACGGUACCAAUAGCUCUAUCCCAGUCAUACACAAAUCAGUUUCCUCCACUAGUGGUCUAAAUAUACUGGGACUUAUUAUUGCUUGUACUUUGUUUGGAAUUACCGCAAGCAAGUUGGGGAAACGGGCAGAGGCUUUCACCGAUUUUUUUGAAACCAUAUCUGUCAUAGUCAUUCAUCUCUUAAACUGGAUUAUUUGGAUAACACCUGUUGGAGUUGCUAGUCUGAUUGCUGCAGCACUACUGAAUGCAUCUGACAUUGUCAAUGUCUUCAGUAGUCUGGGGAUGUUUGUCUUGGCGCAUUCCCUCGGAAUCGUUUUUCAUCAGUUGGUCCUUAUUCCGAUCACCUAUUUCAUAGUAACCAGGAAGAACCCGUUCUACUUUCUCGGCUUUUGUCUCCGACCAUGGUUAACUGUCUUUGGACCACCAAGCACGGCGAUCGGCAUACCAGAAAUGUUGAAAACCCUUGAUGAAAAACUACAUGUGGACACCAGAAUUUCCAAUUUUCUUGUACCUGUUGGGGCUACCCUGGAACGUUUAGGGAGCUGUAUAUUCAUCUGUCUAUCGGCUAUGUUUCUCGUUCAGCUGGAAGGAAUAUCACUGGGUGCAACUAAAAUACUUUUCAUUGGUCUGUUGUCAGCCGUGGGCUCCCUAGCCGUUCCCUCCGUCCCCAGUGCCAGUAUCGUCUCUGUUCUAGUAGUUUUGUCCUCACUGGACGUUCAAGUCAACAAUAUAGGUCUGCUGAUGGCCUUGGAAUGGUACAAUGACCGUAUCCGGACUACAAGUAACACAAUGACCAUCAUUAUUGGGGCUGUAGUUAUUGAACGAUUGUGCAGAUCUAGCCUGAAGUCAGCCGAGGACCCCAUUCCUGACGAAAAACCUACACCCGAUCCUGAGGUCAAUGUACAAGAGGGGAAUGGAAUCAGUUCCACAAAGAUUUAAAAAAUGUUUUAAGAUUUAAAAGACAUAUUGAAGCAAGUGUUUGUUCGCAAUGGAAAUCAUUGUCUUUCAUUUUAAUAAGAUACUUAUACAUCUAGUCUUUUAUAUCAUUGUAUAUUGGUAACAUACAUGCAAAACAAUGUACACGUAUGUAUCUA
Messenger RNA from Ostrea edulis (European flat oyster), 1768 nucleotides. RefSeq names its product excitatory amino acid transporter-like. The transcript has 11 exons. Gene Ontology annotation, molecular function: neutral L-amino acid transmembrane transporter activity; glutamate:sodium symporter activity; L-glutamate transmembrane transporter activity. Lineage: Eukaryota; Metazoa; Mollusca; Bivalvia; Ostreida; Ostreidae. Gene Ontology annotation, biological process: L-glutamate transmembrane transport. The coding region runs from base 159 to 1613 and encodes 484 amino acids. The record is from RefSeq and is a predicted model, not a curated record. Gene Ontology annotation, cellular component: plasma membrane.